This is a messenger RNA of Hydractinia symbiolongicarpus, 7080 nucleotides long. RefSeq lists its product as uncharacterized. The transcript has 8 exons. The record is from RefSeq and is a predicted model, not a curated record. Bases 2341 to 6933 code for a protein of 1530 amino acids. Gene Ontology annotation, molecular function: protein binding. Lineage: Eukaryota; Metazoa; Cnidaria; Hydrozoa; Anthoathecata; Hydractiniidae.
GAACUGUCUGCCAUCUUGAAGUGCGUGUGUUCACAUAAGAAAAUUUCGCACAAAUAAUAAUUUGAAUAAUAAUUUGAAACUCAUUUACAGCGUAGAACUCCUGUCGCACUAAAAUUUUGUGUAAUUUUAGAGCCAUAGGAAGAUUCGCUCUAAUGGAAACCCACCUUUAUGAGAGACAAUUUUGGUUGUAUUUAAAAUACUUUUUUCUUUACUUUUCCAUGUAACUAAUAUCAAGUUUUGAUUUUUUACCGGGCAGUACCUUUAUAACGCGUAAAAACCUUUUUGAAAAAUUUUGCGCAACUUCGGUUUAAAUAAGUCUAUUUUUGAAUUUAUUUUGCUUUAUGAUCAUUUUUUAUCAUUUACCAGUCAGCUAUUUCAGGUUAACUGUCUAUAAGUUUUUUUAUCACAAAUAUUUAUAUGUGGUUUACUUGCGAAGGUUUAUUUUAAUCACAUGCGUCAUCUGUAAAGAGUACUCACCAGACCACAGACAUUUGUGUCAACAUUCUUUGAUCUCUUUAAUAAAAGCCGUAUUCUAUUUGUCUGCUUGCGCGCGAGAAAAAAAGUCGUGUUGCGGAAACACGAAUUGCGAACAGUAUAAUAAUUAUUAAAUAGUAUUAUUGUAGUUUUAUUUAUUUUUCGAAUUUUUAUUAGACACCUUUUGAAUUUUCAUCAAAUUUUGUGUUGAACGUGAUAAAAAAAGGAAGAGUGAUCAGAGAUGUCUGCUUUUUGUCGCAAACAGCGCUGGUUAAUUAAUCAAGUUUUGAAUGUAGGUAAUCCCCAGUUACCUAGGGUGGAGCAGCUGAUGCCAGUUGCCUCUAAAAGAUUUCCCUUUUUUAGCCUCACACUCAAAAGUGCAAUGCAAUGGCUUCGCUAAUUUCAUAACGGAUUGACGGCAGUCUAAAAGGCUUUAACGUCGCGACGUAACGUCGAUAAAGUUAACAAAUUAGACAUAACGGUUUUAGCGGCUUUAAAAGAAAAUGAAAACAACCUAUUCUUCUUAUACACUGUCACCAUUUUAUGAUAAAGGAUUAAAUAAGUAAAUUAGUUCUCUCGAAGUGUGCUUAUUACUACAAACUAGUCCUUAUCCCGUGAAAAAAUUCACAAGAAUUCAUCUGCCAGGAAUAUCCACGAAAAUAUUCCCGUCACCAUUUGCAGCUACCAUUUGACACAGUGAGUAUCCUAAUAUAGACUAGUCGUUAACCCAUAAAAAACACACAAGGUGUCCCGUCUUUAAGUUACACGUUACUUUGUGUGCCCGUAACACGAUAUGUUUUUUGCGACAUGCAUGCAGAAUAUGUCUGUUGUUAAUUACAUUUGUUGGCAUUACGUGGAAAAAUCCAAGAACCACCGGCGAUUCAAUAUAACACCAAAUAUAUUAAUCAUGUAUUUAUGAUGCCAUAAUAAUAGAAUUUCAUGACUAACUGUAGCGAAUGCUGUGCUGAGAUCAAUAAGGUUUGAUAUAUCUCUUGACUCAACUGAAUGAUUACAUGAUCAUUUGACUGGCCUGCCAAACAGCCAAAUGUCUUAUUAUACUCGCACUUUGUCGGAAUUUAGGUUUAUGUAUAUUUUUAAAAGUCUUGGGCUGUUUUCCUUACUGAUAACGUUGCGUAAAUAGACUGUGGUAACACAUGGGUGUUAAAGCACAAUCUGGAGUAUUUCCAUUCAGACUGAAGAAGUAAAGAGGGGUAGAGUGGAACAAAAUUCGAAAACGUACUUCAAAUUCCAAUCUUAUCUUUUGUUUUUUCAAACCAAUCAAAAAUCAGUUAUACAAAACUUUAACCCGCCAAAUUAUAUCUUAAAAACAAAUUGGGACACUGUGAAGUCUUAAGUUGUAAAGAAUUCGUUAUAUAGUCUCCCUUUCUCUAAUAUUAUUGUAAGAGAAAGUAAAAAAAUGUGAUCUCACAUCAGUUUUAAAAAGUUGUGAUGAAAAACAAAUAAAACAAUACGGUAAAUUUAAAAAUAGCCAUUUUACAAAUUGUUUAUCGGUAUACUACAACCUAUAUGCUGAAUAAUUAAUUUAGUAGUAUUAAAACUAUGAUUUGUUUCGUAGAAACAACCAACAAACGCACUAAUAAACAUUAUAUGUAGAAACAGAAGAAACGUUCUGUUAAGAGCAUUUUUGAAGAAAGAACGUCAACGCGGGUGUGUUGUUGUUCUUUUAAUUAAUUGAUCUAAUGUUGCUACAGGACACAAAAUAACAAAUGCAAUGUAUCUCUAUCGACUUUGUUGCGAUAGGCGAAUUUCCAUCAACUUCUAGUAAUUUUGUUGAUAAACAGUAUGAAAAACUUGUAUUGAUAUUUCUUGAAUUGAAAUUGAAAUUAUCUUAUAGAUAUUAUAGUCAUGGCAACGGCAGUACCUCCAACAGGAUCUUCUCACCACGCAUUGAUCGCAAACAAUGAAUAUCAAAUUAAAUUGGUCACACUUCUCAAUGAAUGUUGUGACCACUUACGUGAAAUUUUACAUGAUCCUGCCCGUGGCAACAUGCCAAGGGAUAAGAAACAAUUAUAUUUGUCAUUAAAACAAUAUAAGAAACAUUUAAACCAUUUGAAAAGAGAUCAGCUGGAAAUCGUUUUUCCACAAGAUAAGGAAACAGAUUCGGGAUUGUUUGACAUCACUAUUUUAUGUGACGUUCUAAUUAAUUGUUGUCACGGUAUACAACCACCAAUUGGUGGGUGGAGGACCAGAACACCGCAACCAAAUGAUUUCAGUGUCGGUGCUGACAUCAUUCGAAUCAGAAAUGAGCGCAAUAAUGUUAUGCAUGGAAGAGCAAUGAGUUCAGCACAAUAUAAUCAGCUAUGGAAUGCCAUAGAAGGUAUAUUAAGAAGACUCGGAUACGACAUAACGAAAAUUAAAGAUUUAAAAUCUGGUUGCUUGAAUGACUUAGACUUAUUUAAGAUCGAAAUUAUGAAAGCAGAUAAUGAAAUUUUAAAUUUCAAUGUUAACAAUAAUAAAGACAAUAUUCAGCAAAACGAAGAUGGUAUUAAACAAAAUCAAGGUGACAUUAAAGCAAAUAAAGACAAUAUUCUGCAAAACGAAGAUGGUAUUAAACAAAAUCAAUAUGACAUCAAAGCAAAUGAAGACAAUAUUCAGCAAAACAAAGAUGGUAUUACACAAAAUCAAGAUGACAUCAAAGCAAAUAAAGACAAUAUUCAGCAAAACAAAGAUGGUAUUAAAGAGAAUAAAGAGAAUUAUAAUCGAUUAGCAGAAAUAGUAAAGCAAACUAUUUCUUCAUCAUCAUGUGAUCAGAAGAGUUCUCAGUUGGAAGAAACUAUAAAAGAACAACCCAGUUAUAUGCUACUAAAAAAUUUUCAAGGAGAUUUUGUAAUAAAAUUUGAUGAUGACUGCUUCAACUGGUCUGCACAAAGUAUACAAACUAUUAUUACUAAAAAUUUUACAAGACAAUCAAAAGAACUUAAUUUCGGCGACGAUUAUUUUGUAGAAGAAAAAGAAGGAAAACUAUUACUGCUUAUUUACAAUCACAAAUCUAUCAAUGCUGAAUCUAUCAAUGGGUUAUCCAUUACGUUAGUUGACAGUGAAAGUAAAACUCAUUUGAUUUCAAUUGAAGAUAUUGCACUGGUCCGAGCACAUAUGUGUACAACCAGCUAUUUUGAUGUUAGAACCCACAACAGUGGAAGAAUAUCUGAACAGAUAAAAUACAUUGUAGGAGCAGAAAGAGAAGAAACAAAAAUUGAAUUUAUAUGUGGUGGUAGCCUGCAAACAAUGGAACCUAAGGAGUACGAAGCAUUUGAAAGAGAUUACAUCCAGCGUUAUUUCACCGUCAAUGGUAAAUGCAUGGAAGAACCACUACAAAUUCCACCCCCAAUGCCAAAAGUCACACAUUCAUUAUUCGCACAAAAGAUAAAGGAUGUUAUAAUCGAAUUACAACAUCGUUUGUUUACAAUAUUUACUCAUUAUAACACGAAGGAACAUAUUCGAUUUCUAAAACUGGAUAAAGAAUUUUCUUUGAGUUUGGAAAGCACAAUUACUGAUAACAAAAGAAUUCUACUUGUGUUGCCAAAUUAUAUCGUCAACAUUAGAUACACAGAAACAACCGACGCAGUAAGAAUACAAGAUGAAGUCAAAGCGGGCGAAGAAGACUUGAAGGAGCUAUCUAUCAUCACUAAAAAAUAUCUUAAAAAAGGUCACCUGACAAUGGUUAAUGUUGUAGCUGCACCACAUUUCGAAGAUAUCGAAAAUAUCCACCUUUGUGUAGACUGCAACUUACUCUCCAAAGAAACUUUGGCUGAGGAUGGAAAUAUAAUGAAGUUCUUUUUAAAUAUUUUGCAAAGCUCACAAGUACAAAAUAAUGUUAAGGAUAACAAGGAACGGUAUAUCAACAUAGUUGGUAAAGUCAUAUGUUUUAUGGCUACUAGAAAAGCACUCUAUUCUGUUCCUUCACUCAGUAAAAACGUCCACGAACAAAUAAGCUCGUUAAUACUUUCUCCACAGCAACUCCGUCAUUUAUACAACAACACUUUAAAAAAAAUUAUAAUCGGUCCUCUAGGCAGUGGUAAGACAGUGCUAGCUUUAGCACAUUUGGAAAUUGCUUACGAGCGCUCUGAGAAUAGAUCGAUCAUAUACUAUGUUAUUUGGGACGGCAACACAUUGCUGAAACAGGAUAUUGUCAAUCAUACUAAAAGGUUUAAUUACAAAGCCGCUGUCGAAGUUGUUGUAAAGGAUAAUGUCGAGUUAGCUAAGGAUUUGAAAAUGAAUGAAGUGCCAACACCAUACCAGCUAUUAGAGUCAUUGGUUAAGAAACAUGUUGACCAAAACCUGCAUCUAAUAAUUGAUGAAUUAAAUGGAGAGUUAUUUAACAAGGAAGAAUCAUCUUUGCUCAAACACUAUCUGGAGACUGAAGACAAAUUAAAUAAAUCCUUCAUCAUUUUUUUCCCACAAUCCAUUGAGAAACAUAGAACAUUAAUUUCACACCAAAGAGUCACAAUACAUGACAAGUACAAGUAUGAAGAAACAGGAAUGGAAGUAUUAAAACUUAACAGAGCAAUGAGAACAACCCGGAUAAUCUUUCAGUUUUUAAAGGCUUUUGAAAAUGAAGUAGAACAAGACAAGGUAACAAUGAAGCUUCCCGAUCAGGAAUCAAAAGAUGGAAUGUCCACCAAAACAAAUAUCGAAAAAAUACUGAAUUUCCUUUCCAAAAUUUGGAAAAAACAACCACAACAGCGGCAAGAGCCACAACGGCGACAACAACAGCAGCAGCAGCAGCAACCACCACCACCACCACCACCACCACCACCACCACCAGAACAACAACAACAAGGAAAAACUACCAGUAGCAAUGCCACGCCAAUAAUAAAAGGAGAAGAAGAAGUAUUUGAAACACCAGUUGAUAUUGAUGUCGUUGCAGCUUCCAUGCAAGAUGAGGAUCUGUCGGGUAAUGUUAGAAUUGACACUUCAUUAAAAUUUAAUACAGCAUAUUCAAUCGGUCAUAAUAUCGAAGGAACAAAACCGUUAUUGAUACAUCCGGCAAAUACUCCAACAACAGACAAGGAGUUUAUACCAAUGUUAGCACUUGUUUUACAAGAUGUAUGUUUGCAUCGUGCCACUAAACGUUUGUUCAUCUAUAACACAAUACCUCAAAAAGCUAUUUUUCAUAGAUUACUAAGACUAUUAAAGAUUGAUUUUCUUCACUACGACAAGUACACUGACUGGAAAGUUUUAAAUUGUGAUGAUAUCAUAGUUAAAAAUCCCUUGCAGAGGCAAAAUUAUAACCUGCUCACUACUAUUGAGGGAAGUCGUGGAGUUGAAGCAGCCGAAUGCAUCUGUAUAAUUAAAAGCAAUGAUUGCAAGUUAAAACAUUUGACAUUAGAAGCAAUGUCCAGAGCGACACAAAAUCUAGUCCUUGUUUCAACGUCCAACGUUUACCAAUCAGGUACAGUAAAAUCAUCAACUGGUCAUAUCAUCAGUAAACUGUUAACUGAACAUCUGGUUGAAUACGAUCUAGAAGUCUCAAACGAUGAAGAUACGGAAAUACCGUUCACAAAGUCUAUGAAAAGUAACAAUAAAAUAGUUUUUAACAUUAAACCACAAUAUUGGAAAUUCAAAGAAAUGAUAAAAGAUUUGGAACAUGUUGGUUUUCAGGCAACGGAUGAACGCCUAAAUGCGCAUGAGAUCGUUAUGAAAAACCUUUAUCCUCCUGGAAAAGUGAGCAAUAUAAUUUGCUCAUAUUUGUCACGUAAAUCAUGCAUAUUGAGAUGGCAAAGGGACGCUAAUAAAUACACCGUUAGAAGACAAGAAAGUAAAAAUUCAACCUGGAAUAACUUAGCAACUGACAUUUCUUGCAAUCAAUACAUCGUUGAUGACAUGGCAAUUGGUGAAACGUGCAAGUUUUGUGUUGUUGCUAAAAAUCAUCUUGGUGUAUCUGAUGACAGCAUUGUGUCUUAUUGUCACGAACUUCCAAACGUUAAGGGUGUCCAAUUUGAAGAUAUCGUGGAAAUUAUUAAAUCUAACGAUAUCGAGAAACUGAAAAAAUUACUAUCUAUUCAUCCAAACAUCGUUCACAUGAGAGAUGAAGAUGAAUACACACCAUUGUUGUGGACAGUAUGGAACACCGACAAUACAUCAAUGGUGGAAAUACUCAUCUCAUAUGGGAGUGAUGUUUGGGCGGAAGAUAGUGAUAAACACAACAGUUAUCAUUACGCUGCAUAUCGUGAUCGUCACACAAUAUUAGAUAUGUUAUGUCGACAUGAUGUAACAAACAUCAACCGUGUAGAUGUUUUCAACUUCACACCAUUACAUUGGGCUGCGGUGCGUGGUCACAUCUCAUGUCUUGAUGUUUUGUUGCGUCAUGAAAAUAUUGAUGUGACGAUCAAAGAUAAAAAUGGAGAAACAGCUUAUGAUGUUGUUGGAUGGAUGAAUGAACAAAAGCGGGAAAUAAUAAGACGAAAAAUAAAAGAAUACGAAGACAGGACGAAGUAAAUAUUUCAAAUGAUUUUGUUUUGAAAAACAACAAUCAGUUUGUGAGAUGAGGAACGAGUCCAUUUUUUAGUUUUAUUUUAUAUUGUAAUAAAUUUAUUUGUAGUAAAACGUACUGCUAACUUAAAUUCGAUUAUCAAUGAGAAACAA